GUCUAUUCUUAGCCUGUCACUUCAACCCGUCCGACCAGGCGAGUCCUCCUCGACUUCCUCACACUUUUUUGUUGUGUUCACAUCUUCUUCUUGUGCUCUCAGAGGCCCCUGGCCCGCCCUCGCGUCCGCCCGCUCUGGCCGUUUCAGACCACUGAGCCAAGACAACAACAAGAAAAAGCUGUUACCUUAUUUUUAAGAAAAGGGAACAUUCCCCAGCUUGGAACAUGAGCUCAUACACGGUGUCGCUGCCCGGCCCGGGACCUUGGGGCUUCCGGCUGCAGGGAGGCAAGGACUUCAACAUGCCGCUCACCAUCUCCCGGAUCACGCCGGGUAGCAAGGCGGCACACGCCAACCUGGUCCAGGGCGACGUCAUCAUGGCCAUUGACGGUGUGAGCACCGAGGGUAUGACCCACCUGGAGGCCCAGAACAAGAUCAAGAUGGCCAACUACAAUCUGGCACUCACCAUGACCAAGGCGAAGCGUCCUGUUAUGCCAACGCCAAGAAUCGACGCCAGUGUUCCAAUAAUCCCUCACCAGCAGGUUUUCAGUCCCUCUGUUCCCAACGCCGUCGGCGGCGCGGUGGUGAAGCAGGCCGGCACGGCUAGCCACAAGGCCAUCGAGGUGACGGGCCCGGGAGGCAAGGCCACCAUCAUCCACGCCCAGUACAACACGCCCAUCAGCAUGUACUCGCAGGACGCCAUCAUGGACGCCAUCGCCGGGCAGACCAUGACCAAAGGAGACCAGACCGGUCCAUUUCCAGAGCGUCUGGUGGACAGCGCCUCGCCCGUCUACCAGGCGGUCCAAAGCGCACAGGAAGAUGAGGACGAGCGAGGACGCCGUCGCCAGGCCAGCACCCAGUCCAAAAGCUUCCAGACGCUCGCCCACAUGAUGGGAACGGGAACGCAGUGUGUAAUGGAGGAUGGGGAAGCGGAUGUUGAGGUGUUGACAAAGAGCAGCCUGACGCAUCAAUCGCCUGCCGGCGUCCAACACAAAGCGGCCGUGUCCAGUCAAUUUGGCCAGCCGGCCCCCGCCGCCCUGCCCCCUGCCCAGCAAGGCUCGCUCACUAUGCAUUACCAGCAGGCCCCGCCCAUGCCGCAAGCCUCGCCCCCACAGCACUACCAGCAGGCCCCUCCCACCCAGCAGAGUUCCAUUCAGAUACCUGUCAGCUCCGCCCCUCCCAAGGUGGUCAGCACGGCCUGCAUCUACCCGUCGCAGCCUGCUGCGCCACCUGCUCACCCGCCACCACACAUCCCCCAAGCUCACCCCCACCCCACCGCCCCAGUUCCACCCCAGGCAGCAGGUGACGCGGGUGGCAACCGCCCCCCCUGGGUAACCGACAGCUCCUUCGCCAAUAAGUUUGACCCGAGCAAGACCACCACUACCGUCAUCAAGGCGCCUCCACUGCCUCAGGCCGCGCCUCCGCCGCCCCAGUUCAUCCCAAAGGCCUCAGCGGCCGCCCCUGGCCCCGCCCCAGUCACUCCUAGCCCUGCCCCCUUCCCCCCUGUAGCCAGGGGGGUGGCGCAACGGGCCGAGAGGUUUGCCGCCAGCAGCCGUACGCCCUUGUGUGGAGCCUGUAACAGCAUCAUCAGGGGUCCAUUCCUGGUGGCGCUGGGCCGCUCGUGGCACCCGGAGGAGUUCAACUGCCACUACUGCAACAUGUCGCUGGCAGACGUCAGCUUCGUGGAGGAGCAGAACAGCGUUUACUGUGAGAACUGCUACGAGGAGUUCUUUGCCCCCACCUGCGCCCGCUGCAGCAUCAAGAUUAUGGGGGAAGUGAUGCACGCUUUGAGGCAGACGUGGCACACGACCUGCUUUGUGUGCGCUGCCUGCGGCAAACCCUUCGGCAACAGCCUUUUCCACAUGGAGGACGGAGAGCCAUACUGCGAGAAAGAUUACGUGGCGCUGUUCAGCACCAAGUGUCACGGCUGCGACUUCCCGGUAGAAGCUGGAGAUAAAUUCAUCGAGGCUCUCGGUCACACCUGGCACGACACCUGCUUCGUGUGUGCGGUGUGUCACGUGAACCUGGAGGGUCAACCCUUCUACUCCAAGAAAGACAAACCUCUGUGCAAGAAGCACGCUCAUGCCAUCAAUGUGUAACCUGGCAAACACACACACGCACGCACAUGCACACACACACACACACACACACACAACUACUGAUCACUACUUUUAAAUGUGUGUGCAAAAACAACAAUUUGCUUUCAGGUGGUUUUGACAAGAACUUUGCUUUCGGGUAGUUUUGACUAGAUUUUGUGACAGCUUCAUUUUGGCAUGAGUAAUUUUCAAACUCUUGCACUCACAAUAUUAAUUCAACAUUAGAUUUUUCAUGAAGACAGUGAAAACCAAACAUUGAAUCUAUCAUUGUUCUACAUGCUUGAACACAGUUUGAAAAAAAAACGUGGAAGUGCAGCAGUCUUUUUUGUUUGCUCAGCCUACCUAACAUGGGCUCUCCUACACUAUCUCAGACCCCUGAACUCAACAUAUAUUGUCCUUACUUAUGAAUAACCCAGAAUCAACCAACGACAUCCUCUCCUACAUUUGUACAUCACUGCUCCUAUUUAUUUUUCAAGUGUCACUCCUUGAUUUGGUGCUCAUCAAAAGGGAUUUACUUAAUCUAAUAUGAGUUUGAUUGUUGUAUCUAAAGCAUCUGGGAUUUCCCUUGCGUUUGUCUUUCUUUAUUUUAGGGAUUAUUUUUGAGUGGAUACGACAAGCCUGCUCAAGAUGUUUUUGUGUUUUUCGCUUGUAGAGAAAAUAAAAGGAGCUCAGCAGUUGAAUGAGUUAAUAGAUGUAUUUUAUCAUAUUUACCCUUUGCUUCAAAGCCCGAAUGAAGUUCCCCAUGAAAGGUGCAGAACAAGAACAAAACAUUUUUUUCAAGCAUCCAACUGUUCCAGAGCGGAAUGGACGGUCAAACCCGUCCAGUUUUUCGAUGAUUUUCAUGAAUGCGUACGCAUACCCCUUGUUUGUCGUCUCACUUUUUUUGCAUUUAUGCCACCACAUCGAGAAAGUGGAUUAAAGUCAAACAUUUGCUGCAA
Molecule: messenger RNA, 3031 nt
Organism: Syngnathus typhle (broad-nosed pipefish)
Lineage: Eukaryota; Metazoa; Chordata; Actinopteri; Syngnathiformes; Syngnathidae
Product: LIM domain-binding protein 3-like
Exons: 14
Coding region: 225-2096 (623 amino acids)
Biological process (GO): heart development; muscle structure development; actin cytoskeleton organization
Cellular component (GO): filamentous actin; Z disc; stress fiber
Molecular function (GO): actin binding; muscle alpha-actinin binding
Source: RefSeq, a predicted model, not a curated record